Danio aesculapii is the source of this 3277-nucleotide messenger RNA. RefSeq lists its product as uncharacterized. The record is from RefSeq and is a predicted model, not a curated record. The transcript has 2 exons. Gene Ontology annotation, molecular function: neuropeptide hormone activity. Lineage: Eukaryota; Metazoa; Chordata; Actinopteri; Cypriniformes; Danionidae. The coding region runs from base 221 to 1984 and encodes 587 amino acids.
AAAAAUCACGCUCCGCAUUCAUCUCUCAACAGUGCAAGACAGACCGAAGUGUGUUUCAAAUAACUGCUUUUGGGAAAGCAAACUUACUUUAACUCAAGUUUUUAAAUGAAAAGGAUAGCGCUCGUUUCCAAACGUCAUCCAAGAAGCACAAGGUUUUGAGUUCCAGCUAAUUUGUUCGGGAAAUCAGGUGCUCCCCUCUCCCCCAUCCUGUCCUCUCUGCAUGGUCAUGUUCUGCUGUUGCUACCCCUCCAGCACCUCAGCUCUCCUGUUAGUCCUCCUCAGCCUCACCCCCUUGCCGGCCCUGGCUGCUCCUGCACUUCAGCAGAGAUCUUCAAUCAGCAGCAUCGAUGAGGCUCUCCACUUGGCAAAAGAGGACCCGGGGGCAACAGAAGGAGAUGCUUGGACACACAGGAAAGUGGACAGCCUGCUCCAGAAACCCCUGGGACAGGAACUUGUUUCAAAUAUGGACUCUGCCAGUGCUCUAGCCUCAGUUCUACUUGAGGCGCUUGACCACCCAGUUAGAGAGAAGAUGGCCCAGGGGAAUUCUGAAGAAGCACUCCUGAUAGAGGCGACAAGGAAUCAGGCAGUGAUGGAGCAGGACAUGGAAAAAUCAUCAGAGUCAGUUCAUCAAGGUGAGGAAAAUGGGGGACAAGAAAAGCCAGAAGAUGGAAGUGAGAGUGAGAACAGUGUGAAUACGGUUAAAGCAGUGGAUGGAGAACUGCAGAGUCAGUCUGACGUAGCCUCCUCCCUCCAACGCAAAGCCAGGGGUUAUUUCCAAAAUAUUGACCUAGGACUGCAAGACAAUGAGAUCCUCCCACCUUUGAAAGGCUACAAAGCCUAUAACCAGCAGCUGGCCCAGGCCACUAAGAAGCUGAAGUGGCAGGAGGAGCGAACAAAAAGCCCAUCGCAGCUUGAAAGAAACUUUAUGGAUGAUUUUGACUUUGUAGAAGAGGAGGAGGAAGAGAUUCUGACCCGCAAGGAGGAAGAGGCACGGGCAAGGGCAGAGCAGGAGGAGGUAAGGCGGCAGGAGGCAGAAGCACAGGAGGCUCGUGAGGAGGAGCAGAGACUGGCAGACAUCGCCUCUGAUAUGCUUCUGGAGUACAUGGGCAGAAAGCAGAAAUCCUCCUCCUACAUGAGAGACAUGAAUGAGGUGGCUCUUCUGAACAACGUAGCAGAGGAUAAACGCUCGAAUGAGGUAGAGGACAGUGAUGAUGAUGAUGAGAUGGAUCCCCAAACCAUCGAUAAGCUGAUCGAGAUCUCCAGCAAGCUGCACUUGCCUGCUGAUGAUGUGGUUGAAAUAAUCAGUGAUGUUCAGGAGAAGAAGAAAAAAAGGAAGGAUUUACCCCCGAACAACACCCCUCGUUUCCGUCCUCUAGUUCCCCUCAAAGCCAAGCCAAGGCCUCAGGCAUAUCAGUAUCCCAAGUCACCUAAGAAAUCCUCUUACACAGUCGAUCCAUAUAAGAAAUGGUACAAGGAGAAAAACAAAAGCAAGUUCAACAAACAGGACUACUGGUUUAAGCCGCAGAAGCAGUUUCUGGCCUAUCCCUCGUUCCCCUAUUAUCAGAAGCCAUAUCGAGCCUACUACCCAGUCUACUUCCCGGCUCCUAAACCUCGGUUCUAUACAAAUCCUGCUCUGUCAUUUGAUUACAACUUUGGGGGCUCCAUGGGGUACGGUCUGAAGCCUCCAAACCGCAGGUACAGAGACAGGCCCAAGACGAGGGACUGGAAGUGGGCGCAAGCCCCUCAGCGCCCCCAGAGCCCCUACCCACAACCUGACACUGUCAUAUCUAAUUACAUUCUCCCUCAUCCCCGAACUUACCAGGCUCUCCCCAUGCCAAAACCACGCUCUCCUCCGAGUGGGAGAGCACCUUCUUACAUUUAUCCACCAGACUAUGUGUACGAUGAGCCGGAGUCUCCACAGGAAAGUGACGAAGAACUGGAGAACUUCAUUGAGAAGAUUUAUUACAACCGUAGGUUAUUUUAGACAGUUGGAGAGUUCAGGAUUUUCUCAAGCGAUGAAUCAAGCGAUGAAAGAGUAAGGAGAAAAAGCUGACAGGGGGUUUGAGUGACAGGGCUGUAAGCAGACAGUUAGGUGUUUCUUCUCCACUCUUGUGUUUUGAUACAUUCCAAAUCAGGAACGGAAGAGAAGGUGCUGCUACAUCAGAACCUCUCUGCGUGCACUCAUUUUGUUUCUCUCGCAGUUUACAUUUUAAUUUGGUGAGAGAAUACACAGGUGAAUUUGUAAGGUUUCAUUCAGGUAUGUUUUUGAUCCUCUUGCAUGUGAAAAAAGAUAUAUAAAUAUAUAUAAAAGAAAACAAAAUGGCGAAAAGAAAACAUUUUUGGUGCCAAUUGCAAGAGUCCCAUGUUUAUACAAAGAUUUAUUUUCUUUAGGAAACACUUGAUUAAUUGAAAAGCAAGGCUUGGGGUUGAAUUCUUGACACUGCAGGGCACAGUAAUAAUUGCUAUGGCACAAGUUACACUUACAAGUAACUGUUAAAUUAUUACAGGCUUUUCCUGAGGGUCUGUUGGAUUGUUUUGAUCAAUGUUCCUAUUGCCUUAAUACUGAUCACUGUUUUAGCUCAUCCAUGUGCAUGCAGGUCUUGCACCACUUAAAAAAAAUUGAUUCAGUCACGCACGCUGUAAACAAUGCUUGAAACUAAAUCUUCCAUUUUAUUCACAGAAAUGCAAAACGGUGGAUAUCUUUGCUAAGUCGGUGCCCUGUCAAUCUACUUGGUGGAAUACCUGUACACAUGUGAAUUAAUGUGUUAACUUCACACCUUGCCAAAAUUUCGAAGAAAUUUGAAAAAUGCCCGUUACUGUGGGUUAACUCUAAUGUUUAACAACCGAGUACAGGAUUUUUGUCUCGAGAGCCAAUAGAACGCUGUAUAGUAAUGUUUGUUCUUAAAAAUAAGUUUUCAAAUGUCUGAAGUUUGUGAGGAAAACGCUGAGGGUGAACAGUUUGCACGUCUAUCUGUAUUUGCAUCUUUAAAAAAAAAAACACAAAAAAAAUCUGCCAAAUUUGAGGAAAAUUUCCUUGAUCAAACUGUGAUUAUUUAAAAAAAAAGAUUAAAAAAAAACAAAACAAAGACAACUCUAAUUACUAUAGCAAGUGUUUUCAUCAGUGAAUUGUCUUGUGAAAGGAAUUUGUUGUUGUCAACUUCCAGAUUGUAAGUUGUACAGUGUCAAAUAAAACAAGUGUGUGUGCAAUGUGUAAAUAACAGCAUGUUGAUUACUAGUUUUGCUAUAUGACGAAAAUAAAAGCAAUUAUUUUAUUAAA